Messenger RNA from Mytilus californianus (California mussel), 1306 nucleotides. RefSeq names its product perlucin-like protein. The coding region runs from base 17 to 595 and encodes 192 amino acids. The transcript is spliced from 6 exons. The record is from RefSeq and is a predicted model, not a curated record. Lineage: Eukaryota; Metazoa; Mollusca; Bivalvia; Mytilida; Mytilidae.
UGCAAGUUGCGCAUAUAUGACUGUCGACAUGAGUUACAAAAUGUUUACGUUCCUGAUUAUUAUCAUGAUUACACAAGACGUGCAUGGCACACGAUGUUCUGCUCUGAAUGGAACGUGUAAAAGGGAAUGUUUAUCUACAGAAACAUCGGUCAAUGGGCAUGGGUGCUGUCAUCAUAAGAAGUGUUGUUACGCUCCGUGUGAAAGUGGAUGGCUUUAUCUUCCGGGUUCAAAUUGCUAUUUCUUCAGCACAACAUCUGAGGACUGGGAAACUGCCAAGGCAAGCUGUAUGUACCUCGGCGCUAAACUUUCAGAACCUGUAACACAAUCAGAGAUAGAUUAUAUCAGUGACAUAGCUAGAUCUAGGAGUGGCACUUUUUGGCUCGGUGGAACAGACACAGAUAAUGAAGGAACUUUUGUAUGGACGAGUGAUAAUAGAAAUAUCACUCUAUCUAAUUGGGCUGGUGGAGAACCAAACAAUAAUGAUAAUAUGGAAGAUUGUGUAAAUGUGCAUGCUAAGUUGGGUUUUUUGUGGAAUGAUAGCCCAUGCGGUUCGCUUUCUCUCUUUACUUGCGAAACAAAACCUUUGACUAUCUGAACAAGACUGUACCAUAGCCACGCCACACCUCACAUGAAAGACUAAUGAGAUUUCUAUAUAAAUACAGAUCGAAUCAUACAAUUUCGCAACUUACGAUAGAUUAAUCACUUCUUGUAAAUCAUUAACGUAGAUGUUCCUGUCGGUUUAAGGUUUCCAUACUUUUCUGAACUGCUUAUUUCAUAUAAUAUGUUUUACUUACCAAAACAUUGCCAUUAAUUUACAAUAUUUAAUCAGAGAAAAAACACUCACAAGGCAUUAAGGUAUAUGAGAAAAAAAGUUUUCGAAAGGACAAAGAACAAAUGUUUAGAUUUUAUAUGUUUUUAUCAUUUGCAAAAUAAUAAGUAAUCUUAACUAGCUGUCAGCAGCUUACAUGUCACCAAACCGCUUAUUAAUAUUAUCAGUACUAAUUUUACUGCUCAAGAUACACGUUUAGCCAUAGAUAGAUUUUGCUAUUUUUUUAGGUCCUUUUUGGUUAUAACUGUUUCAACUGUUUAGGUUCUUUUACAGGCUUUCAAAUAUUCGGCUUUGAGCGUUCCUGAUGAAUACAUAUGUUAACAUACAUAUGCAUUUUGCUGAUCAUCAACUGAUCACAUAAAUACAAUUAUAAACCGAAAAUUGCAAUGAACAUCAGUUGGCAUCGUCUUAAAAAGCAACUCUUUAAAGGGUCAAAUAACACUUGAAUGAUGAUAAAUGAUCAUCCAAAAUUUCUAA